AUGACCGUCUCCCGUGCCCACGCCCCAAACGCUGUCUCUGGCCUGGGUGUGCUCGGAGCCCACGAGCUGAGGACGGGCACAUCAAGCACUGACAGCCAGCAAGCUGAGCACAGGAGCUGUUCAGCCUCUAACACAUCGGCUGAGAACCUCACCUGCCUCUCCCUGCCUGUGAGCCAGCAGACAGCUCCUCUCCCAGGUCCAGCACACGCAGGCGCUGGGCAGCCACUUCGUGAGGGGUACGUGGGUGUCAGGGAAGAGGUGGGUCUUCCUGCACCCCACUCUCAGGUGGUCAGGAUCCACAUCCGUCGCCUGCUUUCCUGGGCUUCCCCUGGGGCUUGUGGGCGGAGAUCAACCCCUUGUGCCUUGCCCCAGGCCCUCCCUCACUCAGGCAAGGCCCUGCCUGGCAGGUGGUUCUUCCCUGGCUGUUCCCUUCCAACAGGCGGGGCCCCAAUCAUCCUAUUGCUUUGGAACUAGAGACAUUUCCUUAACUGGGCUUUGCAGCAGAGGGAAGAGAACAGUGGCAGAGCCAGGCACAUACCUCCUGUACCCAGGACAGCACCCGUAAGCAAGGGGGAAGGGGGUCACCCACCCCAGAACCCAAAUGGAGAGAAAGUCAAGACAACCACCCCUGACCUAGGGCUGCACCAACCACUGAUGUCUGACCCCGCUGUGGCUAUCCUCAGAGCCAGGAGGGCUCCAGAAGCCCACCCGCCUCAAAGCUGUUCAGGGAGCCUCACGGCUGUUUGCAACAUGGGUGUGUGCCAAGGCCAAGGGGACACAGAAGAUGGCAGGAUGACACUAAUGGGGUGAGCAGAGCACACUGGUGCCUCCCACACUGCUCUCCAGCACCAGGCAGGGUCACCACAGCUGACAAGCACCAGGCCUGGGGAUGGGUGAGGAGACAGGGUUGUUGAGAAGGGGAAAUGGAAAGCUAGUCAUCCGUGGCACUCAGGGCUGGGCGGGCCAGGGAAAAGAGGGCGGAGGCUGGGCCCAGCCUCCCUCCUGGAGGUCAGAGUAGAGCACCUGGCACUCUGCCCUGGCCCAGAACUAGGCUGUGGGCUCCACGCUGCACACCCAACUCAGGUGCAGACAGCAAACCCCUGACUGUUCACACUCAUUGUGCCCUGCCCCCUUCCUGCCCGCUCUCCGCCCCUAGCCCACGGUGACUUCACCCCCACGGUGCCAGCCACUGACUGACUGCCCCUCCCUCCCACAGUGACAUUUUCCUGGGAUCUGCAGGUCUCAGGUCUACCUGAUGCAGACAGGCCCUGACCCCCACUGGGGCCCAAGGCCCAG
This is a messenger RNA of Macaca mulatta (Rhesus monkey), 1296 nucleotides long. It is a transcript of the gene CEMP1, whose product is annotated as cementum protein 1. The record is from RefSeq and is a predicted model, not a curated record. NCBI's taxonomy places the organism in Eukaryota, Metazoa, Chordata, Mammalia, Primates, Cercopithecidae.